AAACGACAAUCUAUCUGAGACAUUUUGAAGCAUGAACCGUAGAAUCUUGGCUACCUGGUAACUAGUUGAGAUUUUGUUUCGUGUUUUCUUGGCUUUGUAUCAAUGCUCUGUCCAGAUCAGCAGCCAAAUUUGUUCUCAUGCAAAGACAGGCUGGUUCAGGAACCACUUCAAUGUGUGGUCUUAAGCAAGCACUCACUUUGACUGCCUACCCGUUCUAUCUUCAAACUCAUUUUCUCUCGUUCCACUGUUUGGUAAAUUAAAGAGAACCGAAAACCCAGUUUCCAAUCCAUAAAAGAAGCAAGGUUCAAUCAGAGCAGGGACCUGAAAAAUAAAUUUAAAGCAUGGAGGAUGGGGCAGUGAAUGGUUAUGAAAUGGAUACACCUAAAAACAUUACCAUCAAAGGAAUUCUAAGUCUGCUAAUGGAAAGCAUUGAUAAUAAUAAUCAUAGUAGGAGUGUGAUUUCACUGGGCAUGGGCGACCCUACUGCUCAUUCUUGCUUUCACACCACACAUGUUGCUCAAGAAGCUGUUGUUGAUGCUCUUCAAUCUGACAAGUUCAAUGGUUAUGCACCUACUGUAGGCCUUCCUCAAACAAGAAGUAGAAAGCAUCUGAAAGUACAUACCUCCAUGUUCAACUUUGAGAGUCUGCAAGCAACCAUAGAGCUUAUCAGUUUCUACUUGAUUAUAAUAUGCUUACUCUUCUGUAGGGCGAUUGCUGAAUACCUAUCUCGUGAUCUUCCUUACAAGUUAUCAUCUGAUGAUGUUUUUAUAACAUCCGGUUGCACUCAAGCUAUUGAUGUUGCUUUGGCGAUGCUUGCUCGCCCUGGUGCAAAUAUCUUGCUUCCAAGGCCAGGCUUCCCAAUUUAUGAACUUUGUGCAGCUUUUAGGCAUCUUGAAGUUCGGCAUUUUGAUCUUCUCCCAGAGAAAGGCUGGGAGGUUGAUCUUGAUGCUGUCGAAGCCCUUGCAGAUCAGAACACUGUUGCAUUGGUUAUUAUAAAUCCUGGGAAUCCUUGCGGCAAUGUAUACUCUUACCAACAUUUGAAAAAGAUUGCAGAAACUGCUGAAAAGCUCAAAACUCUUGUUAUUGCUGAUGAAGUGUAUGGACACCUUGCCUUUGGUCGUAAUCCAUUUGUGCCAAUGGGAGUUUUUGGAUCCAUUGUUCCUGUUCUUACCCUUGGUUCUCUUUCAAAGAGGUGGAUUGUACCUGGAUGGCGACUUGGUUGGUUUGUGACAAGUGAUCCAUCUGGCAUGUUUAGAAAUCCCAAGGUUGUUGAACGUAUUAAGAAGUACUUCGACAUUUUGGGAGGACCUGCAACCUUCAUCCAGGCAGCAGUUCCUGGCAUUCUUGAGCUAACUGAUGAGGUUUUCUUCAAGAGAACUAUCAACAUACUGAAGCAGUCCUCAGAUAUAUGUUGUGAUAGGAUAAAGGAGAUCCCUUGCAUUUCUUGCCCAUACAAGCCAGAGGGAUCAAUGGCUUUGAUGAUGAAAUUAAAUCUUUCACUACUAGAAGAUAUCAGUGACGAUAUUGACUUCUGCUUCAAACUGGCCAGAGAGGAAUUUGUCAUCAUUCUUCCAGGAACUGCUGUGGGGCUAAAGAAUUGGCUCCGUAUGACUUUUGCCGUUGAUCCAGUAUCCCUAGAAGAAGCUUUAGGGAGAGUGAAAUCGUUCUGUCUAAGGCAUAGCAAACAGUUUGAAAGAUACUAGCGUUCAGAGUCAACCAAAUUAUAGGACAUUUGCCUGCAAUUUAUAGGUUCCUUUUCAUGGUGAAGCUGUUGUAAAGUUAGAUGACCAUAUUUUUACAGAUCCCCAGCAAAGCUUGUAGUCAUCAAGACUACGUUGUUAAUAAACAUACAACAUAAUAUAUCAGUGGCCUUAUUCAUGUUUUGUUGGACAAUGAGCUUGUAACGAAAGCUCUUUACAAGGAGGAAGAACAAUAACUUUUCUGUGCGUUCUCUA
Messenger RNA from Populus trichocarpa (black cottonwood), 1955 nucleotides. Its product is annotated as probable aminotransferase TAT2. The transcript is spliced from 7 exons. Lineage: Eukaryota; Viridiplantae; Streptophyta; Magnoliopsida; Malpighiales; Salicaceae. Gene Ontology annotation, molecular function: transaminase activity; pyridoxal phosphate binding. The coding region runs from base 342 to 1703 and encodes 453 amino acids. Gene Ontology annotation, biological process: amino acid metabolic process; biosynthetic process. The record is from RefSeq and is a predicted model, not a curated record.